AGGGACCAUAUCCUUUCAAAACAUUUAUCAGAGAAACCAUUACAUUGCUCAAAGUGUGAAUAUACAUGUAUGACGAAACAACAACUAAAUCGACACGUUCUUUAUAAACACUCAACAAAUAAACCAUACACAUGUUCAAAAUGUGAAUAUUCAUGCGUCACACAACAACGUCUAAAUGAACACAUUCUUUCUAAACACUCUAGGAGGAAUAAACCCUUCUCAUGCUCCAACUGUAUAUAUACAUGCAUGACAAAACAACAUUUAAAUCGACACAUUCUUUCUAAGCACUCUAGAAAUAAACCGUACUCAUGCACAAAAUGUAUAUAUACAUGCGUGACACAGCAAGAUCUAAAUCGACACAAUCUUUUUAAACACUCAACAAAUAAACCCUUCUCCUGCUGCAAAUGCACAUAUGUUUGCGUCACAAAACAACGUCUAAAUGAACACAUUCUUUCUAAACACUCUAGAAAUAAACCCUUCUCAUGCUCAAACUGUCUAUAUACAGGCGUUACAAAACAAAAGCUAAAUCAACACAUUCUUUCUAAGCACUCAAGAAAUAAACCGUACUCAUGCACAAAAUGUGAAUAUACAUGCGUCAGACAACAUCUAAAUCAACACGUUCUUUCUAAGCACUCUAGAAAUAAACCCUUCUCAUGCUCAAAAUGUAUAUAUACAUGCAUCACACAGCAACAUCUAAAUCGACACAAUCUUUAUAAGCACUCAUCAAAUAAACAACUUUCAUGCUCAAAAUGUAUAUAUACAUGCGUGACA
Hyalella azteca is the source of this 771-nucleotide messenger RNA. RefSeq names its product gastrula zinc finger protein XlCGF7.1-like. Lineage: Eukaryota; Metazoa; Arthropoda; Malacostraca; Amphipoda; Hyalellidae. Gene Ontology annotation, biological process: regulation of transcription by RNA polymerase II. Gene Ontology annotation, cellular component: nucleus. The transcript has a single exon. The annotation marks the transcript as partial. Gene Ontology annotation, molecular function: DNA-binding transcription factor activity, RNA polymerase II-specific; RNA polymerase II transcription regulatory region sequence-specific DNA binding. The record is from RefSeq and is a predicted model, not a curated record.